AGUGGAGGCUGUGAGCGGCAUGCGGGCGGGCAGGCGCCCUGGGCAUGGGGACCCCGCGGGCGCCGUGGCCGCUCCUCUGGGCUGUGCUGCAGCUGGGCUGCUGGCCAGGAUGGCUCCUAGAGGCCUCCAGCAGGCCCUGGAGCGCCCUCACCUUCUCCCCCGCCCGGCUGGUCGUGCCCGAGGGGGCAAACGCCACCUUCACCUGCAGCUUCUCCAGUAAGCCGGAGCACUUCGUCCUCAACUGGUACCGCAUGAGCCCCAGCAACCAGACAGACAAGCUGGCCGCCUUCCCCGAGGACCGCAGCCAGCCCGGCCGCGACCAGCGCUUCCGCGUCACGCCGCUGCCCGAUGGGCAGCACUUCCUCAUGAGCGUCGUGGCUGCCCAGCGCAACGACAGCGGCGUCUACUUCUGCGGGGCCAUCUACCUGCCCCCCCGGACGCAGAUCAACGAGAGCCACCCCGCGGAGCUCACAGUGACAGAGGGGGUCCAGGAGCCGCCCACGGAGCCCCCCAGCCCCCAGCCCAAGCCUGAAGGCCAGAUGCAGAGCCUGGUCAUCGGCGUCACUAGCGUCCUUCUGGGGGUCCUGCUGCUGCUGCUGCUGAUCUGGGUCCUGGCUGCGGUCUUCCUCGGGGCUACUCGAGGGGGCUGCGCCCGCAGGAGCCAAGACCAGCCUCCGAAGGAGGGCUCCCCCUCUGUGCCAGCCGUCACAGUGGACUACGGGGAGCUGGACUUCCAGUGGCGGGAGAAGACCCCGGAGCCCGCGGCUCCCUGCGUCCCCGAGCAGACGGAGUACGCCACCAUCGUGUUCCCAGGCCGCAGGGCGUCUGCCGACAGCCCGCAGGGGCCCUGGCCUCUGAGGACCGAGGAUGGACACUGCUCUUGGCCCCUCUGACCAGCUUCACCGGCUGGGCAGAGUCCUUCAGACCCUCCGCCCAGAGCCACGGCUGGCCGCCUUCCCUGGAGAAGUAUACGGUGGAGAGGAGAGCAACAGGCCACCGAGGGCUUGAGCCCAGCCCACAGGGGACCUCCCCGCACCUGCCUGUGCCCACCAGCCCUGCCUGGCUCCCCUUUCAAUGCUUGCAGCGACCCGGGGACAGGAAGCAUCACUGUCCCUAAGGGCAAGGGAGGGAGCCUCGCCCAGGACCCAGGCCCAGCCCUGGACUGAGCUGGCUGGAGCUCCACUUACACAGGCCCACUGCCUCCCAGGGGAGCCUGGGGCCUGGAGACUGCCGUGGCGCAGGCCGGUAGACCCAGCACUUGGGUCGCUCAAGGGGCGCAUGGGGAUGUGCACGAGGUCAGGGUUCCCCAGGCCCUCUGGCUCCCCCAGGCCCGGAAAGAGCCAGGGCGGCAGUUGGCCCUCUGCCCGCACACACACCAGGCCUUUGCGCAGCCCAGGAAACAGGCAAUGGAGGGAGUUGGCAGAGCUGCAGUCAGCCGCUGAAACCCUCCUGGGGGCGUGGGGUCUCCAUGCAUCCCCACGUCUCCUGAACGCCCAUUCACGGUGCUACUCAGCGGGGUCUCAGCCAGGCUUCCCCAGGGUGCUGGGGCAAGGCCCCUCCCGUGUGGCCAGGGUCAGCUCGGCCUGGGUGGGGGGCGUGCGUCCCAUGCAGGGGUCCACACACAGUGCCCACCUCUGUUACACUGUAAUUAAAGAGUGAGAACACUCAGGAAA
This is a messenger RNA of Odocoileus virginianus texanus, 1673 nucleotides long. RefSeq names its product programmed cell death 1 (gene PDCD1). Gene Ontology annotation, cellular component: external side of plasma membrane; membrane. The record is from RefSeq and is a predicted model, not a curated record. Lineage: Eukaryota; Metazoa; Chordata; Mammalia; Artiodactyla; Cervidae. Gene Ontology annotation, biological process: negative regulation of immune response; positive regulation of T cell apoptotic process.